Bradysia coprophila is the source of this 5599-nucleotide messenger RNA. It is a transcript of the gene sv, whose product is annotated as paired box protein shaven. The record is from RefSeq and is a predicted model, not a curated record. Gene Ontology annotation, molecular function: RNA polymerase II cis-regulatory region sequence-specific DNA binding; DNA-binding transcription factor activity, RNA polymerase II-specific. Gene Ontology annotation, biological process: anatomical structure development; regulation of transcription by RNA polymerase II. Lineage: Eukaryota; Metazoa; Arthropoda; Insecta; Diptera; Sciaridae.
CGUUAUACACAUAAUCGUCGAGAAUAUGUACAAUCGAACAUUAUAGGGUAACUUACUCUCGGAUUGUCGUGUUGCGUGUGUUUCGGGCUCUUGUAUCGGUGAACGGGAAUAAACGGGAGUAUAUAAAGCGGUGAAGAAGACGAAGGUUUUUUUUGUUUGUUCUUUUAUCGGUAUGCCAGUUUUUACGUAUCAUCAGUGUUUGUUCAAUCGAAGUGAUUUUCUUAUUGCGGCUUCGCGUGAGACGGCUGAAGGAGUUGAAGUGAGAAGGAGUAGUUUACAAGAAAUCGUUUCUGUAAUUAUUUACAAGGAAAAUAUCAAUGGAAAAUGAAAAUGGUACUUGAGUUGGUACAAAGGGAUGUUAUGAUGUUUACCGAAGACAAUGACUCAAAAUAUAUCGGUCACUCUGAAUGUGUGUGUGGUAGUGUAGUAAAUACAUGAGGGAAAUUCCAUUUUCUUAAAAUAUUUUCCAGCAUUUUCAAUGCUUAACAAAUGGCAACAGCAACAACAACAACUAUAGCAACAACAAAUUUCAGUUGCAACCUUAAACAUAGUACUAGUACCUAUUAUGUACGAGAAGACAUUGUUUUAUCUCAACUGGCUGUGCUAUGCAUAUAAUUGCGACAACAUACAACAAACCACAAUGCUAUAUGUGCAAAACAACACUGAUGUGCCAUUCUACAUGGAAAAUAUGAAAAUUCUUUUGAAGGUGUCUCUUUCACUAUUGUAUAGACAUAUUAACAUAAACCAUUUGACUUCUAACCAGAUAACAUCUCGUUUCGCAUUCAUAAUUGUGUGUGCUGGUGUACGAUCCUCGCGAAAUUGAAAAAAAAAUUAUGAUUUUGCCUGUGUCGCGAGAGAAACUGUUCGUCGUGCGGUACGAAAUUUGAAAAUUUUUGUCCGUUUUUUUUUGGUUUGGUUACACGUUUCCCGUUUUGCCAAUCAAUUUAUUUGCUUUGUUUGAUCGAAAGGACGUCUUUGCAAUUUGACUUGAAGUGAACGGAUGAACGGAAAUGAAUUCUUAAAGAUUUUCUCGUGCGGAUUAUGUGCAAUUGAAAGGUGUUGAGUCACAGCAAUGUAGUUAAGUGAAUUUUGACCGAAAAAAUAAAUUAAAAUCUGAAUUACAAUAAUGUGAGAUAAUGACACAACAAAUGGAAUAUCAGUGGUUGGUCAAACCAGAACCAAGGAUUUGCAUUCAAAGGAAUAUUUUCAGUGUUUCAUCAAAAUAUCUUCGUAAUUCGUUGGCAUUUUAUUGAUAUAGAAUUUUGUGGAUAGCUAAAUUAAUGGAAAUUGGUUUUAGCGUUUGAGUUUUGUAAAUUCCGACGAUUUUUACUGUGUAAAACGUUACCAACAAAGAAUUUUUUUUGGAUAAAUUAGUAGAAAACGACACUUUUCACCGGAAAUAAUGGAUUUAUCAACUGCAUAUCGAUACAAUCAAAAUAUGAUGGAAUAUUAUACAUGUCAUGGUGGCGUCAAUCAAUUAGGCGGUGUGUUCGUAAAUGGUCGACCGCUACCGGACGUCGUACGACAACGAAUAGUCGAAUUAGCUCAUAAUGGUGUUCGACCCUGUGAUAUAUCGAGACAGUUACGGGUCAGUCAUGGCUGUGUUUCAAAAAUUUUAUCAAGAUACUAUGAGACUGGAAGCUUUAAAGCUGGCGUAAUAGGUGGCUCAAAACCAAAAGUAGCAACACCACCUGUAGUUGAUGCCAUCGCCAAUUAUAAACGUGAAAAUCCAACGAUGUUUGCCUGGGAGAUACGUGACAGAUUACUGGCUGAAGGAAUAUGCUCACAAGAUAAUGUACCUAGCGUUUCAUCAAUAAAUAGAAUUGUUCGGAAUAAAGCCGCUGAAAAAGCGAAACACGUUCACCACCAACAGCAACAGUCACAAAAUACGGGUACAGCUAGUGGCGGCGGUGGAACAAAUGGUGUUACUGGAAAUAAUAACGGCGUCAGCCCUGGAAAUGUGUCGGUGAUCACCCAUGCGACGGCACAGUCACACCAGCAACAACAGACCCAACUAACUCCAGGUAAUGGAGCUGGCGUCGAGCAACGAACUGGCGGUUAUAGUAUAAAUGGAAUAUUAGGCAUUCAACACACCACAGAUCCCAAUGGCAAUAGUAUCAAACGUAAACGAAUUGAUGAUCAUGACGAAAACCGUGAUAUCAACAUUCAUCCCGAAGACGAUCUCAAAAGACAACGUAUUCACUACAGCGGCGACCAACUUUAUUCGAACCAGCUCUGGACCGGCAAAUGGUGCAUAAAAGACGAACACAAGCUGUUAUCUGAUUUAGGUACGACGACAAACGGCGGUUCGGCUUAUUACGAUACACACAAUGGUUUCCCGUCAUCAACCGGAUCCGAAUCAAUUUUAUACGACAGUAUAACGACGAUUUCGCAAGCUCAAAGUUCGCUGUAUACUCCGCCAAUAGGUUCUGGCACGUUAGGGCCACUUCCAGAUCAAAUGUCUCCAUAUCAUCAAGUCACCGAAAAUGGUCAUACCUAUCUAAUCACAAUGGGACCAGUAGCUGAUAGUGGAUCAUCUCCAUCGUUACCGCUCACAUUGGACACAUCGAAUAACGGACCAAAUGGCGCAGCCACUACGCCAGGUGUUAAUGUCAAUGGUGACGGUAAUAACGGUUCCGCAACGCAAACAACGAACAACAAUGCUAGUAGUAAUCAUAAUAAGUACAGUAGUCAUGAGGCCGGUUCACCGACAGAUCAAUCGUCAUUGACUGUUUUGCAACCGAGUGGAACGGGAGGGUAUUCAUCAAUGUUACCAAGUUUUAGUCAUUAUGCCACAGGCGGUGGUACAGUGGUACCAGGUACUGAUUAUGCAUAUAGUCCAGCGUAUACACAAUAUGGCAGUGCGUACGGAUCGUAUGGAUAUAGCGCUGCUGCUGGCGGGCUGCUCACAGAUUCGACCUACUAUUACGGCAAUGACAGUGGCGCUGGAAGCGCUGGAAAUGGUCAUCACAAUCAAAUCACCUCAAUAAAUCAAGACAUUCGUUCGCCACUAGCUGCCACAAGAGCGAAUUCAUUGGCUAGUGCUGCAUCGCCGACUGGCAGCGCAUGUACAAAAGUUGAACCAAAUUCCGAAAUGUUUUUAGUGUAAAAAGAGACCUAAGAAAAAAAUAAAAAUUUUGGCAAAAUUUUCCCAUCCAAAAACAUUUCAGCUACGAAUCGACUGCAAAAAACGAUGGAAAUGAAAACUAAACAGUUAAAAGAAAAAUACUCCGAUCUCCUUACAAUUGUACAUAAAUGUUUCGGCCAAUCGAUCAUGUUCCCGCGCAAUGCGGUCCAACAUGCCGGUUAAUUGAUCUCGACUAUGGCCCCUUUAAAAUGUGAGUGUGUUUGAGGUGUGCAAGUGAACGGAAUGACUGUCCUAAUGAACUGUUGAGUGACCUAUUCGGGCUCAACUCUUCAGCAAGAAGAAAUCUUGUUUCCGGCAACUUUACACCAUCGAAGGACUGGAGGUCAUUUUUUCUUAGAUCCACCUCAAACAUUUAAAACUAAAUCCAAAGAAAUUCACCACGAAAGGUCGAUAUAGAAAAGAGGGUCGAGAUCAAGAUGUAAAAUUUAAAAUUUAAAAAAAGAAAAAUAUUUCAAGUGAAAAUGGAAGCAAAAAAUAUUUAAAAAUAAAAAUUAAAAAAUUGAACUCAUCACACCCUUUUUAACGAUAAAGUAAAAUAGGUUAAAUCCUCGUCAUUGCACUUUUUUAUGUAAAAAAAAUUUAAUUCUAAGAAAUCUAAAGAAAUUAUUGUGAAUAAUUAUGAACGUGAGAACGAAGUGAAUUUAAGAAAUGAAAAUGGAAAGAUACCAAAAAAUAAAUGAAAUUAGAAAAUUAACAAAUUUGCUGAACAUUCGGCAUUGGAUUUGCCAAACUUCAUUUUACAUUACAGCGAAUCGGAGCAAUCAAAUGAGUGCAGAAUUUUCCAUUUGUUUUCGUCAAAGUCAGAGUUUUGUCUCUGUAACACAUCCAGUCGAAUUGUACAUAUAUCCGAUACUGACAAUGUAAGCAGGUACUCCUUAUCAAUCCGCUAAUCAAUUCAUAUUCACUUCUUUUAACACUUUCGAAAAAUCUCUGCCGAUUUUUAGUGAAUGUUUACUUCGGGCGAUUCCACUUUUGAAUCAGUUCAGACAAGGCUGUUAUGGGAAAUCUCCGGUAGGAAAUACUGUCUAAGCUUACCUUAAAGUAGGAGGGCUAGAGUCAGAACUGCAAUAUCCUCUAGCUAAUCAAUGGAACGUCACCCCAUUCUGGGAGCCAAAUGUACAUGGCUUCAUAUGCCUGAAUGUGGAAACGCCCAAAUUGUCCAUAUGAUAGAUAUUGUGACACUCAGCAUACAUGAUUUUCCUCUCGAAGCACAAUAAAAGCCAUCAACGACGAAAAUAGUCAGGAGAGUGCGUGUCGCUCGUAUAGUUCAUAGAAAGUGUAUUUUGUGAUCUAAAACGAUCUUUUCAUUUUAAAUAUGUUGGUUGAUUCUCCGAUCCUUUCAAGACAACUCACACGCACUUGGUUUCCUGUUAAGAGUCUUACGGUGAGUGCGGAUUAUUAAUUGUAUUAGCAUCCAUGGAUAGAGAUCCCUUUUCUUUGUAGAAACAGAUUAGAAGAAGUCAAGUCAAGUGAUACCAUUUCAGGACAAAACUGACCAAUCUGUCAGGGUCUAUUUUGCGGAAUGGUCUUACCGAAAAAUUCGGAAAAUUCAGAAACUUCUUUUUAGGAACUUUGUGAAACUUUUCAUAAUUUUUUAGAAUUAAAAUUCUCUAAUAAAUCCUGACCUCAACCUAGUUCGAGUCUUAGUCCUGAAACUUUUAAAAUAGCUAAUGGUUUUUGCCACUAUUUCGAUCUGUGGGAAGUAUUAAGUACGUCUUUCGUUGUUUUGCAUUAAAAUGCUGUUCAAAAAUACCACUUUCUCAUCAGGCCAUGGCGACAGUGGAAAGGAAAUGACAAACCUCUAGGAAGUAAGUCAUACCUUUGUACAUGUACACCUCCAGUGAAUCAUAAACAAAAUGUUAGUUCAUUUUCGUAUGAAAAUAAACUUCCAAACCAUUUCAUCACCGUGCAUGCUAUCACAUGCGGGAAUGUGGUGGGCUACCACUAAAGCUGGGUUUUAACCAACAUAAUACAAGUACAAGUGUUGUGCAAGAACAAGUGAAGUCAGACUUCAUAUGUUCACACUUGUACAUGUCAGAGUUUGAUUCUACACAGAAAACAUCUAAAUGUUUUUGUGUCAUUGGUUCGGUUAACCAAAAGUGUUGACAAAAUCAACAAUAUUUUGGUUAACAGAGAUGCCACUUACUUUUUGAAACUUUUACUCAGAAUCAGUCGGUAUGAUUUGUAAUCAUUGUAGACGAAAGAGAAUAGUGGUAUCUUGGGCGGAAAAGGAAAUAUUUGAAUGCCUACAUUGAACAUGUUUCAGUAGGUUUGAUCUGCAUGCUAAUCUCUUCAAAUUGGAGAAACUUAUUAACAAAUUGAAUGUGUUCUGUACGCAAGUGACUGCCGAUCGCUGUGUAAACCCCGGAUAAAGUAGCAAUGAAAUUUCAAAACCAAGAAGAAACAAUGCGACCCAGCAAAUAAAUACGAUAAUGAAAAAACCGAAUCACA